Messenger RNA from Prorocentrum cordatum, 3135 nucleotides. The record is from the annotation of a GenBank genome assembly. NCBI's taxonomy places the organism in Eukaryota, Dinophyceae, Prorocentrales, Prorocentraceae.
AUGUCGGACUGGAAGAGUUCCACGCAGGACCCGAUCAUCCUGUGCGAUGAGAUUGAGGGAUACCACCAGGACGCGUCAGGCCGCAUCUGCCCAUCGGGCACCGCAGAGGAGACGAUGGAGACGAUUCGAUCUGGCGACAAGACCGACCAGUUGGAGGCCCCCAUCCGCGCGCGCGCCGCGGCCGCGGGGCGGCGCCGCCGAGGGCUGUUCUGGAACGAGAGGGGCCUCUGGAAGCCGAAGAGGGAAAUGCCCUCUGGAAAGGCGGUGGAGGCGGGGCUCUCGGGUUCGGGGGCCUUCGUCUUGAAGAGCGCCGAGAAGGAGAAACUGUGCUCCCAAACGACGGGGCACCUUCGCGCCUGGACGCAGGGUCUCGCCAAGACGACCCACGCGGACUCGCGCGCGACUGCGACGAGCGACCUCGACGUGCUCGAGCACAGGAAGACGCCGCCAGCGAGAGCCGAGCAAGCGGUCAGGAUGACGAAAGAAACCAUCGAGGCCGCGAUGCAGCAAAUGCCCGCCCAUGCCAGGAAGCUGAUGACACUCGCCCUGAAACAACUACUUCGGUGCGCCCAGCAGAGCAGGGACAUGGGCAGCGUGAUCUUCGCUGCGUGCGCCCUGCUGAGCAGCGGCCCGAUCGCCCCGCGCGCGCCGGACCAGGCGGCGGCCCGCGGAAAGAUUCACGCGAUGGGCAGUCUCCUGGCGGCGGCGAAGGAUUUGCAGCCCGAGGAACCGCUGAAAUCGAACAUGAGCAACGUGCGCGCGGACUGCGACUGCGACGACAACGGGCAGAAGUGCGAGCUGGUGCUCUUCUGCAGGGCCGACAGAAUGCACGAGCCGAACGAGUUUGGCUCCGAAGACCUGAAAGACACAGAAGGCUCGUUCGUGGCUGAGGCAAACGCGAGCCCUGAGGACUCAGGCGUGGAGAAGCGCAGCCAGCAGCACUACAUGGCUACGUACAUCAAUGACGAGAGCUUGUUCGACAUCAAAGGUGUGGCCAGGGUCAGGGCAGAUGUUCUGCAAUCGACUUCGCUCAUGGCCGACCUCGGAGCGAGCCAGCAGCAGCAUCACUCCCAGACGCACAUGCUCAUGGAUCAUACGCAGCAAGCUGGGAGCGAACGCGAAGCGAACAAGCAGCGCAUGUUGCAGAACGAGGAAAGCCUACUUCGGUUCAAGGACGCCUGGGGCGACAUGCAGCAGCAGCUGACCACGCAGCCCGGCAAGAGGCAGGUGCAGGCCAUGGAAAAGUCCUGGAACGAGAACAGCACGGCCGUCUCUCACCGUUGCGGCAAGAGUGCAGAAGCAUCCAGAAUUCUCGACACCCAUCAGGAACACCUGCGGCAGUGCUUGAAAGAAGCUGCAGCGCUUGCAGGCGCACUCCGCGAUCUGGGGGUGCAGAAAGCACAGCUUCAGCAGGAGGCCAGCGCGUCAAAUCCUUGGCCGUCGGAUUGUCCGCAUAGCGAGAGCAGCACGGACCUCUACAUUGCAAGCAAGAAGCUUGAGGGCGAGCUCGAGGCGUUCAUAGAGCGUCCCAGGUCCCAGCUGGAGAGCCUGCUCGUUCCAGAAGCUCCCACAGCGAAGCUGGGUGGGGCGAGGUGCACGACCAGCAUCGUCUUCCUGGACGAGGGGGCCUCGCUCCAGGCGCUGCCGACGUGGAGCAUGAUCCCGAGCCGCGUGCGCGCGGCGGGACUGGCCGGCGCGCGCGGGGCCCGCCCCCGCACGCCGUCCGCGUUCCUGGAUGGCGCCGCUCCGGAGGACGCCGGCGCUGCCCUCGGGGGCACCGAGCGCCGGCGCGGCCCCUCCCCCGACGCCGCGGCCCGGGGCUUCGCCGCCGUCAAGCAGCGCAUCCUGCGCCGCGGCCAGCUCGGCGACCACAGCCCGAGGGGCCACAUCGACCCGCGCGUGGCGGAGAUCGUGGAGGAGGUGAACCGUCGGGAGGCCUUCGCGACGACCUCCAGCUGCAGCGGCCGCGUGCUGUUCCUGUCGCUCCGCGGCCAGCCCGAGGAUGGGCUUUCGGAGGAGGACGCGGGUCCGCCUUUGCCGGCCGUCCGGAGCACGUCGGGCAGGUGGCGCAUCUCGCACGAGGGCAUCUCUGACGCGCGCGCCUACUUCUGCCUCGAGACGGCACCCCUGGACGAGCACCGCGAGCACCUCUGGCUCGUGGUGCAGCCCUUUGACCUGCACGUCGCCUGCGCGACCUCCCGGGACGCCAGCAGGCUGCUGGCCGCGGCGCGGCCGGCGUUCCCGAGGGCCGCGGUCAUCGCCCCCGCGGGGGUGGCCCAUCGCUGGGGGGGCGGGUCCGGGGCGCAGCGCGCCGGGCGCACGGUCGUGUCGGUCCAGGGCGAGCAGCGGCUGCGGACUCCACGUAAGGAGGGGCCCUUCGCCGGAGUGGCCUUCUGGUGCGGGCCCAUUGGGGGUCCCCUGCUUCCUGGAGAGCUGGCGACUCUAUUUUUUUUUCGAGCUGGGCGCUUUCGCCCGCUUUUGGGCCCCGGGACCCUCACAGUCAGCUCGGAGAAGGGCGCUGAAAGACAGGGUUUGGGGCUCCAGUGGUGCUUUUUCACGAUGUCUCAAUUUUUUCGAGACGUCGGAUCUCCAGGCGAUCACCGAACACGAUGCGAUAGUAGCGUCUGGCUCGCUUGUGUUUGGUCCCCCAGCGGCCCCCAAAAAGCCGCGCGCCAAAGGUCACUCAUCUCCAUGGUCACUCCUGCGAGUAGCCGAGGCUGGAGAUGCCGUUCACGAUCGGCGGCCAGCUGGUCUACUGUGGCUGCCUAUCUCGAAGAAGAAAAACCCCAUAAGCAUAAACUGUUGGCCCUCCGCGCAGACUUCUUGGAUUUGCGCUGGACCCCCCUCACCGGCGCGCGGAGCGCGCCUGGGGCGGCGCGGGAGGCGUGGGGGGUCCAGCGCGAUCCAAGACAUCCGCGCGCAGCGCCACAAGUUCUUGUUUAUGUCGGUUUUUCCUGUUCUGUUGUCGGCCCUGGCGGGCAUAGUCAACCGCAAGCUCGCGAGGAACUGGGCCGCGAUGGACAGCUUCCUGGAGCUGCUGCGGGCCGAGCUCUGAGGCCGCUGGCCCCCGCAGGCUGUGCCGAGAACUGGGCCGCGGCGGACGCCCUCUUGGAGCUGCUGAGGGCCGAGCUCUGA